CAAGAGCCAAGCCACCCGUUUUCUUUGGUGAUCUUGCAGGGCUCCCACGACGAUGACAAUGUAUGACGCCCACGCUAGGGCCCCUGACCAUAUGCGAGAGCUUUUCAAACAAUGGCGGAAACGGCCUGCAGCAGAAAUAGAAGCCGACGAGGACAUCAUUGACCCACGAAACCCAGAUGUCAACAAAAUCUCCGCAUUACCGGAGUCUGAAGUUCUUCGCCAGAGCGACUUCGAGGCUUUGACCGCGGACUUGCUCGAUAAUGCCAUGGACGGUCUGACGCAAGUAGUCCAAGACGUUUCAUUACCACCGCGAACCGCCUUCGAGGUGAACGGAUUACCUGGUCUUCGGGUGUUUCCCUCCCUCUUCCCUCCUCGGCUUCAGCUUGCUUUACUGGAUAGGCUACUUCACCGUGAUCUCUCUAAUCCUGCGCACAAGACUAAUCUUAAUCACCAUCAUCAUAUCUCCUGCCCGCAAAAUGUUGACAAUCCUUCGCGUUCCUCUUUCUUCGCCUCAGGCCUCAAUACGAUGGUUUACCCAAAGGAUCCUGCAACCCACAAACCCAUGACCUCGGCGCAGAUGCUUGAAACGAAAUUGCGAUGGGUGACCCUUGGAGGUCAAUACGACUGGACGAACAAAAUCUAUCCCGAUGGCGAACCACCACCGUUCCCUCGCGACAUAGCUGCUCUGUUGAAGAAACUGUUUCCAACGGUUGACGCCCAGGCCGCCAUUGUCAACUUUUACAGUCCUGGAGACACGUUGAGUGUGCACCGAGAUGUCAGCGAGGCAUCCAACAACAGCCUCAUCAGCAUCAGUUUUGGUUGUGAAGGUAUCUUUCUCGUGGGACACGAAGACCAGGCCGACGCUGCCGUCAUUCGCUUGAGGUCGGGGGAUGCCAUUCUCAUGUCUGGAAAAUCCAGAUAUGCUUGGCAUGGCGUGCCAAAGAUUCUCCCUGAUACGUGUCCUGCUUGGCUGCAAAACUGGCCAGAUACAGGGCAUGCUGGACCAUACCAGCAGUGGCGAGGAUGGAUGAGCAAGAAACGAAUCAAUCUCAAUGUUCGCCAGAUGACCGCAUGAAGACCGGGUGUUUGACGUUCAAGCAGUCUGACGAUGGUGAACAAGCCGG
Cladophialophora immunda is the source of this 1124-nucleotide messenger RNA. Its product is annotated as alkylated DNA repair protein AlkB. Lineage: Eukaryota; Fungi; Ascomycota; Eurotiomycetes; Chaetothyriales; Herpotrichiellaceae. The record is from RefSeq and is a predicted model, not a curated record. The transcript is spliced from 2 exons. The coding region runs from base 53 to 1075 and encodes 340 amino acids. Gene Ontology annotation, cellular component: cytoplasm; nucleus.